Messenger RNA from Symbiodinium necroappetens, 2418 nucleotides. The record is from the annotation of a GenBank genome assembly. NCBI's taxonomy places the organism in Eukaryota, Dinophyceae, Suessiales, Symbiodiniaceae.
AUGGCUUUGGGGCCGCCCAAAGCGCGACCACCGAGGAGCGGGAGAGAGGCCGCCGAUCCCGCCAAAGGACCUGAGGAAUCACAGGAGGACCGGAGGGAGAAGCAGGACGCGUUCUUCGACAGCUUGCCGCAGGAUCACCUCACCCACCCGGAGUUGGACCUGCGAGACUUGUUGGUGGAGGCUUUGAAGGGGAAGGGGCUCGCGAAGCUGUCUCCCAUCGCCUCGGAUCGGGAGUUUUGCCGCAGGAAGGCUCUCUUGGAGUGGCCGCGUGGGAUCCGGCUCACUGCUUGGAUCGAGAAUCGCAUCGGAGCAGAGGUGGAAGUGGUGCAUGGCGCCUUCGGAUCGGAGGUGGGCGUUCGCUUACUCGACGUCGGGGGCAUGGAGGAAGUUGAUCCAGAAGCCUUCCUGGCAAGCCUACCGCCAGACGACUUCACGCAAGAAGAGAACACACUGCGACAAAAGCUCUUUGAAGCUUGGCGAGACUUGACAUCAAGGAGCGACCAGCGCGAUGUUAGCCUGCUCGACCUCGGCGAGCAUCCGAACGUGAAGAAAGCUGGGGGUUUUUUGCCGCCGAAGAUGCUGAGAUCUUGGAUUGAGGCGCGCCUCGGCGCGGAGAUGCUCCUCACCGAGAACGAAGCAGGCGAGCUCUUGGCCGACUUCGUCAGUGUCGAUACGGAGGUCGCCGAGGCGCCCCCUGAGGCGCCCCUGGUGCCGGCGGAUGCGCGUGCAGAGGUUGAAGAAAAAGCUCGCUUGUUCUUUGACGGGCCUUUGCGUCCGGAAGAGAAAGACUUGGAGCGGGCUUGCAUUGAUGCGAUCGUCAAAAGCACGCUGUCUGCGAGCACAUCCUUCACAUCCACCGGCUGCAGCACGCCUCUGAACCUUUCCUCCGUCCUCAAUGCAGACAAGGCUUUCCAGGAAGUUUGGCGGAGGUGUAAAUCGGAGUGGGCCGCUUUGGAGCCGCCGGAGGGGCCUGUGGAGGUUACGCUGACAAACUGGGUGGACUGGCGGGUGGCGGACGUGAAGGUGUCCAGAGAACCGCGAGUUUCGCUGAGAAGCAAUGCUGUGGCCCGCCUGGGUCUCCAGCGUCAGCUGCAGAAGCGGCCCAACAGUCCCGGACGAGACCGAGGAGACGGAGCGAGGGGCGGCGGAGCACCCAAGAGGCCCAGGCCCUCCACGGGGUCCCAUCUGCAUCCCUACGAGGAGCCCGAAAGGAGCCACCAAGGUCCAGAGGAGGCUCAGGACGAUGAGCGGCUGCAAGCCUCCCGACCAAAGGAGCUUGCCAACGGUUGCGUCAGGGCGAACGCGUGCCGUGAGAUUUUCCACAACCCCAGUGAGGUGCGCGCCGCCAUCGUGACUUGCGGCGGGCUCUGCCCCGGGCUGAACUCCAUCAUCCGGGAGAUCACGAAUUGCCUGUGGCACCAGUAUGGCGUCAAGACCAUCCUCGGCAUGCAAGCCGGAUACAAUGGGUGCAGUGCGCCGGACGACUUCCCACCAAUCCAGCUUAAUGUCGACAAUGUGCGAGACAUCCACAUGAAAGGAGGCAGCAUCUUGAAGGCGGGGCGUGGCGGAAUGGAUGAUCCGGAGAAGAUCUUGGAUCAGCUUGAGAAGAUGGGCAUCAACAUGCUCUUUACCGUCGGCGGCGAUGGUACUCAGGCUGCAGCGAACUUGCUGUACCAAGCGGCGCGCAAGAGGGACAUGCCUUUGUCCAUAGUCGGGGUGCCCAAGUCCAUCGAUAAUGACAUCGUCUUCUUCGACAAGACCUUCGGCUUCGACUCCGCAGUCGCUGCGGCCUCCGAGGUGAUCCGGAACGGCUGGGUGGAGGCGACGAGUUGUGCGAAGGGCGUGGGCAUCGUGAAGUUGAUGGGACGUGAUGCUGGCUUUGUUGCCAUGCACGCGGCGCUGGCCUCCACCAUCGUGGACUUGGUGAUGAUUCCGGAGGUGGACGUCGAGAUGGAGGAGAUCAUGAAGCACGUGGAUACUACCUUGGCACGCAAGGACUUCAUGGUCGUCGCAGUGGCGGAGGGUGCUGGGCAAAAGUUUGUUUCGACGGGGAAGAAGGAUUCGACGGGUCACACAGUGUAUGGCGACAUCGGUACUUACCUUAAGGACCAGAUCAACUCGCACCUGAAGAAGAGCGGCGGACGGUCCUUCUACAUCGACCCCUCCUACAUCAUCCGCUCCGUGACCAUCCGACCAAACGACCACAUCUACUGCUCCAGGCUGGCACGUGAUGCCGUCCACACGGCGAUGCGAGGCUACACUGGCGUUUGCGUGGGGCCGAUCCACAACAUCAUCGUGGUGAUGCCCUCCAACCUCAUCGCCAGCCGAAAGAAGCGAAUCAGCGUUCACAGCAGUUCUUGGCAGUCCUGUGUGCAGUCCUGCAACAUGCCCAAGUCUUUGGCCGGCCUCAACAAGUGA